This is a messenger RNA of Onychostoma macrolepis, 1793 nucleotides long. RefSeq names its product anti-sigma-I factor RsgI2. The transcript has 8 exons. NCBI's taxonomy places the organism in Eukaryota, Metazoa, Chordata, Actinopteri, Cypriniformes, Cyprinidae. Bases 73 to 1509 code for a protein of 478 amino acids. The record is from RefSeq and is a predicted model, not a curated record.
UUUAAAUCACUUUCACAGACUAAACUGCACAGAUUUCCACACGCAGGCCUGACUGAAGAAGAGGAUCUUGCCAUGUCCAGUGAUGUUAAAAGGGAGGCCGUAUUCCAGGCGACAAAGAUUCGAACCCAUUUGAAACAAGAUGGAAGCUGGAUCAACAGAUCUCAAAAUGUUGAGGACACACAGUCAGAUGUAAAAGCACGUAAACCAGUAAAGCUAGUAAAACCUAAAAAUGUGUCAUCACCUGAGAGCAGUUCAGCCUCUUCCUCCAUCAUGCCAUGUGCAGAGAGUGCUGCCACCUCCUCCAGCCUGGACUCUUCCACACCCACUCAAAGCUCUUAUGUCAUGUCAGCCUUAAGGAAGUUUGAGCCCCUGAACCCAACAGAAAACACACCAGUCAAGAGUGGGUCCAAUCUGGCCAAAAGUGCACAUCCUGUCCUUGAGGACUCCAGGAGAGCACAUGUAGAGAAAGCAGUGGAGACAUCCAUAGUCAAAGCCACAGAGCAACCACUGAAGACACCAGCAGAUGCUUCUGUAAUGGACAUAAUGGAGAAACCUAUAGAUAAAGCUGUAGAGGAACCACUGAAGACGCAUACAGAUGCUCCUAAAUUGGAUGUAGUGGAGAAACCUGCAGUUAAACCUGUAGAGGUACCAUUGAAGACACAUGCAAACAUUCCCAAAACGGACGUAGUGGAGAAACCUAUAGAGGAACCAUUGAAGACAUAUGCAGACACUCCUAAAACGGAUGUAGUGGACAAUAUAGUUAAACCUAUAGAGGAACCAUUGAAGACAUAUGCAGACACUCCUAAAACGGAUGUAGUGGACAAUAUAGUUAAACCUGUAGAGGAACCAUUGAAGACACCUACAGAUGUUCCUGUAAAGAACAUAGUGGAGAAACCUGCAGAGGAAUCACUGAAGACACUCACAGAGACUCCUGUAGAGGGAACAAGGAAGACACCUGAUGGAGCUUCAACAGAUCAAACACAAUCCAGUAGAGUGCUGCAGGACAAAACAGUCAAAACCCUACAUGAGAACCCAGCAAAGCCUCCAGGUACACUGCCUACAGAGAAUAAAGAAGAUGCUACAGUUGAACAAGUCUCAAUAUCACAUGCACCUGUGGUACAGGCUCCACUUCAACCCAGACGAGCAGAAAACCAGCCUACAAGUGAACAUGGGGAACUUUCACUAGUAUCUGCUCUGGAACCUCCAACUACAGAGUCAUCAAAUACAGAACCGACCGAUAAACCCCGUGUGGCAGCCCUGGAAGAGAACCACAGACUGAACAGUCAAGCUGAAUUGAAUGUCAAAGGUAAAACCAUGUGUUCCUUCUGCAAGCUGCCCAUAGAUGGAAAUGUGAAAAUCUCCAUCAACAUUCCUGCCAUUUGCUGCCAUCCGGAUUGUUUUAAGUGUAAUGGUUGCAGCAGUCCUCUGGGUGAUCUCUCUUCAUCUAUGUACCACUAUGCUGGGAAAAUCCUCUGCGAGAAAUGCUUUGAUCAAAUCUUCCAGCUCUGAUGACUCAUCCUACAGCAACCUACACCACUACAACUUAUCACCAUGACACUCAAGCACAUCUCAGAGUCUACCAGCAAAUUUACUGUAAUUCAGCACUAAUUAAAAAAAAAAAAAAAAAAAAAAUUGUCUUUUAUCAGUAGAGGAACUGCUGUCGUAGGUUUAUUGCACAUAAAUUCAACACCGCUUUUCAGUAAAUGGUCAUGUUGUGUGUGCAUGUCUUCCUAUAUACUGACAAAAUUCCCCAUGGGGUUUAAUAAAGUCUUUCUCUCCUUCUGAUCAAUAUA